Molecule: messenger RNA, 1750 nt
Organism: Oryza sativa Japonica Group (Japanese rice)
Lineage: Eukaryota; Viridiplantae; Streptophyta; Magnoliopsida; Poales; Poaceae
Biological process (GO): gluconeogenesis
Cellular component (GO): cytosol
Molecular function (GO): phosphoenolpyruvate carboxykinase (ATP) activity; ATP binding
Source: RefSeq, a predicted model, not a curated record
CUGGGCCGAUGCGGAGCCAACGCCGACGCAGCCGCCAGCCGCCACCACACCACACCGCCGCCUCCGCCGUGAGCUCGUGGGAGGAGCAGGCGGCGCCUGGGCGACAACGAAGCCGCCGGACCGGACCGCGGACCACAUGCUGGGCCCUCUCCGCCGCGCCGCCGUGGCCGCGGGCGCGGCGUCCGCGUCGGCGGCGAGCCUCCGGCAGUUCCAGUGCGCUUACCAUCGAAGCAAUGAGAGAUUACUGCCCUGUCGAGACCAAGAAGUUUCAUAUGGUCUUAAUUGGGCUAUUGCUGGAAGAGGUGUUGUUGUAAAAGAUAAGGUCUUCUAUAACCUGGAGAAAUCGGAACUUCAGAAAGGUGGUGCUGCUUACACAGAGUGCCUGUCUGGCAUUCCACUUCAUGUUAGAGGAAAUGUCAUUAGCGGGAUUCCUGAUGUUUCAAGAGCUCAAUUCGCAAAGCUUCUUAAACUGGUGACCUUUCAUCUUUCAUCGAUCUCAAGUCUGUAUGUCCAAGACGGUGCUGUUGGUUCCUCUGUGGAGUGUGAUGCAAAGGUCCGUGUUAUUAGCGAUAACCCCUCUGCUGUUCUGUUGCUCUCCAAUAUCCUUUGGAAAACACCAGAUCGUUCUAUUUCCCAUGACACAUGCCCAUUGACUAUAUAUGUUGCCAGCUCGAUAAGUGCUAAUGUCAGGAAUUCUCUUGGUUCUGGAUCACAAUACGCCAAUGGAUUUGCAGCAGCAGACAUAGAACGCUCGUCACUUAUCCUAUGUGGUAAAGCAUUUGCUGAUUCCGCUAUGCUCAAAGGUGCUCUUAGUGCUUUGACUGCCCCUGUAUUAUCAGCAAGGGGAGGACUACCAUUUCCUGGGUGGCUCCUGUCUUUUGGUGGUUCUGCUGUAUUGUUGUUUGCUCCAGUGGAUGUCAUAAAAUCCUUAAAACUUCAGGACGUUCUCGUGUCCACUGACAGUGGUGUAGUUGUCUCCCCUAAAGGAUCUAAUGUGCUAUUCGCCACAAAGGCUAGGGAACCAAAUUUGUUUACCAGACCAACUCAAGUUAUUAUUGUAUCAUCAGAUAGUACUGAUGCCCUACCAGCAUUAUCAAAGCUUUCUCCAGGCCAGGCUGCUUACCAUUUCUUAGCAGGAUAUUGUGAUGGUAAAUUUAUCCCAGCUUACAGCAAGGACCCCUCCCCUCUUGACCCCAUUGCCCUAGCAAAUUCCUUAUUUUCUCAUCUGAAAGAAGAUAAUACACCUACUUAUCUGAUAAAUGCCAAGAGCUCUGGAAAGUACAUAGAUGGCAAGGAGUUCGUGAGGCUAAUAGAGGUGUUAUUAUCGAACAAUCUGCCAGACCGCAAAUCUGAAGAUAUUAGAGUGGGGGAAUUGAAGGGAAAGUACAAGAGCUUUUUAUCCAGCAAAUUCGGCAAAUAUUUACCUAAGGAGUUCUCUUUCUGAGAAUCAUUAUCAAUGCUUUAGUGUACAUUUACCACACUGGAUAGGUUUACUGUCUACAUUUUUAACUUGAUCUGGGAUUGUCACCCCUUUCUCCCUCAUCUCUCAAGUCUCAACCACAAAAUACGUUACUAAUACGUUAUGAUUUUUUUUCUUUCUCUUGGUUUUGGCAUGGUUAAUUAAAACUGUGCCUGUUGUAAACGAAUUCCAAUGUUGUGCACAGGCAUGCUUGCUUUUGUGCACAGGCAAGAAUUUAGUACCAGCAGGACUGCAGAAGCUUUCUGUGUAUUUCUGAGCUCCAAAUCGUCC